CCACUUCUUCCCUCCCUUGGAGCCGCAGUCAAAAACCUCAGUGGGGAGGGACGGACGGCGUGGCUGAGCCCUACAUAACCCGCCCCGGGCGGGCUGGCGAGGCGAGCUUCACAACCAGGCUCCCCAACCCGCGUCGCGCAAGGGACGCGGUGGCCGCAGAGCCUGAGGGUCACUGGACACGCCGGGGCUCUGAGCGGGCGCCCACCAUGCGCCCCCGGACUGCGCCCAGGACGCCCGUGUUGCUGCGGCUGCUCCUGCUGGUGCUCCUGGCAGCGGCGCCAACGACAGGCAAGGGAUGUGUCUGUAAAGACAAAGGCCAGUGCUUCUGUGAUGGGAUCAAAGGGGAGAAGGGGGAGAAAGGCUUUCCUGGACCUGCUGGUUCUCCUGGCCAGAAGGGAUUCCCAGGUCCCGAAGGCUUGCCUGGACCACAGGGACCCAAGGGCUCACCAGGACUCCCAGGAUUCACUGGUCCCAAAGGUGUGAGGGGAAUAACAGGAUUGCCAGGAUUUUCAGGUCCUCCUGGACUUCCAGGCACCCCGGGCCAUCCUGGGCCCUAUGGACCUGCCGGUGUCCCAGGAUGCAAUGGUUCUAAGGGUGAGCGAGGGUUUCCAGGCCUUCCGGGGACACCAGGGUACCCAGGGAUCCCGGGUGCUAUUGGUUUGAAAGGAGAAAAGGGUGCCCCUGCUGCAGAAGAUAUAGAACUUGAUGGAAGAGGUGACCCUGGGUUUCCAGGAGUUCCGGGAUUCCAGGGUUUGCCAGGCCUUCCAGGCUUUCCGGGUCCUGUUGGCCCACCUGGCCCUCCAGGAUUCUUAGGCUUUCCAGGACCCAUGGGACCUCCAGGACCUAAGGGUCACAUGGGCGAUAAUGUGAUAGGACAAAAAGGAGAGCAGGGUGUAAAAGGAUUAACAGGACCCCCUGGACCACCAGGAACGGUUAUUGUGACACUAACCGGCCCGGAUAACAGAACGAACCUCAAAGGGGAGAAGGGAGACAAGGGAGCCAUGGGGAAAUCUGGACCUCCUGGACCCUCGGGACCUCCUGGAGAAUCUUAUGGAUCUCAAAAGGGUGCUCCUGGAGAACCUGGCCCACAGGGAAAACCCGGCAAAGAUGGUGCCCCUGGUUUCCCCGGCACUGAGGGAGCCAAAGGCAACAGGGGCUUCCCUGGGUUACGGGGUGAAGACGGCAUUAAGGGGUGGAAAGGGGACAUUGGCCCUCCAGGAUUUCGUGGUCCAACAGAAUAUUAUGAUGCCUACCAGGAAAAAGGAGAUGAAGGACUUCCAGGCCCACCAGGCCCUAAAGGAGCUCGUGGCCCACAAGGUCCCCGUGGCUCUCCUGGGGUUCCUGGAAUUGCUGGGUCAUCAAGGCCUGGCCUCAGAGGAGCCCCUGGACCUCCAGGCGUGAAAGGAAGUAAAGGGGAACGAGGGCCCCCAGGAAAGAAUGCAGUGGGGCCUCCCGGGCCCCCGGGUUGUCCUGGCUCGCCAGGACCUAUAGGGUUGCCAGGAUAUCCAGGACCACCAGGUGACAUCGUUUUUCGCAAAGGUCCACCUGGAAGUGGUGGAUUCCCAGGCCUUAUAGGGUUUCCAGGAAUCCCAGGAGCUGAUGGUCCCAAAGGGGAACCUGGCCUCUUGUGUAUACAAUGUCCUUGUAUCCCAGGGCCCCCAGGCCUCCCAGGACUGCCAGGGUUGGACGGCAUAAAAGGAAUCCCAGGAGGCCAAGGGGCAGCUGGCAUUAAAGGAAGCCCAGGGUCCCCGGGAAGUGCGGGUCUUCCAGGAUCUCCAGGAUUCCUGGGUGCUCCGGGGGAUCCAGGACUUAAAGGAGAAAAAGGUGAAGCAUUGCAGCCUGAGGGAGAAGUGGGUGCCCCAGGGGACCCUGGGCUCAGAGGGCAUCCUGGAAGAAGGGGCUUGGAUGGAAUUCCUGGAACUCCCGGGAUCAAAGGAUCACCAGGACCCAAAGGUGAACCGGCCCUGAGUGGUGAGAAGGGUGACCAGGGUCCUCUGGGGGAUCCUGGCAUCCCUGGGUCUCCAGGACCUGCAGGACCACCUGGACCAGCAAACUAUGGACCACGGGGAGAACCUGGUCCAAAGGGCACCCAAGGAGUUCCUGGAGCCCCUGGACCACCUGGAGAAGCCGGUCCUAAGGGAGAAUUCAGUAUUUCGACACCAGUCCCAGGGCCACCAGGACCUCCAGGGCCCCCUGGCCGUGCUGGCCCCCAAGGUCCACCCGGUAUCCCUGGAUCCAGAGGAAAAUGUGAUCCAGGUCUUCCUGGGCCUGAUGGUGAACCAGGAAUUCCAGGAAUCGGCUUCCCUGGGCCCCCUGGACCUAAGGGAGAGCAAGGUUUUCCUGGAGUAAAAGGAGCACCGGGUUGUCCAGGAGAAAUGGGGAAGCCCGGGCCACCCGGAGAACCAGGUCUCCCAGGAGCCAAGGGAGAACCAGGACUAGCCAUGCCUGGACAACCAGGAACACCAGGUUUUCCAGGAGAAAGAGGCAUUUCUGGGGAAAAUGGAGAAAUUGGAUUCCCUGGACCUCCAGGUCUCCCUGGAAUUCCAGGAACUGGAGGGGUUGGUGGACCCCAAGGGGAUCCAGGGAAGCCCGGACCACCUGGAGAAAAAGGAUCCCCAGGAAUGUGCACAGAAGGUCCCAGGGGAGCCCAAGGACUUCCAGGAUUAAAUGGAUUGGAAGGGCAACCGGGCAGAAGAGGUGAAACAGGGCCAAAGGGAGACCCAGGUAUUCCAGGCUUGGAUAGGUCAGGCUUUCCUGGAGAACCUGGACCACCAGGAAUGCCAGGUCAUCGAGGUGCAAUGGGACCACGUGGUCAAAAAGGAUAUCCAGGAAAUCCAGGAUUUUUAGGACCACCAGGUGAAAAAGGAAUGAUGGGGAUGAUGGGCUAUCCAGGAGAUGCUGGCCCUCCUGGGCCCCCUGGGAACCCAGGCGCCCCAGGACGGAGGGGUAGCUUUGGAAUUCCAGGAGCAAAGGGUGAGAAAGGGCCCCCAGGAACCAAGGGGGAAGAAGGAGAUAAAGGACCUCGGGGGCCUUCUCAGAUAUCCACUUUGCUGGGGGACAGAGGAGAACCAGGCCUCAAAGGAUUUGCCGGAAAGCCUGGUGAAAAAGGAAACAGAGGCAUUCCAGGGUUACCAGGUUUAAAAGGACCGGAAGGACCACCUGGACCACCAGGUCCACCAGGUCCCAGAGGGGAUUCAGGCAGCAUUGGGAAUCCUGGACAACCAGGACCGCAUGGUGGGCCAGGAAGCAUGGGCAACAUGGGGGUGCCAGGUCCUAAAGGACACAGGGGAGCUUUGGGACUACCAGGUUUAACCGGAAGACCGGGUCUCCCGGGUGUUCACGGUCUCCGAGGAGAUAAGGGAGAGCCAGGUUAUUUGGCAGGUACAAGGCCAGGACCACCGGGACCAAAGGGAGAUCCAGGAUUGCCAGGUGACAUGGGAAGGAAAGGAGAAAGAGGGCUACCUGGCACCCCUGGACAUCUGGGGCCUGCUGGAACUGAGGGAGCCCGUGGAAAUCCCGGGAGUCCUGGCCACCCAGGAGAGCCAGGCCCUGAUGGUGAUUUGGGGUUAAAAGGCAUCAAAGGCUUCCCUGGUUCUCCAGGAGUCAAAGGCCCUCCAGGACCUCCAGGAUACCCAGGACCUCCUGGACCAAUGGGUAUGAGAGGCAGCCAGGGACGUGAUGGAAUUCCUGGUCCAGCCGGAGAAAAGGGAGAAACAGGUUUGCUGGGGGCACCUCCAGGCCCAAGAGGGAGUCCCGGUGUUCCAGGACCCAAAGGAGACAGGGGCGCCCCGGGCUUACCUGGCCUCCCGGGCAGGAAAGGGGCAGUGGGAGACACCGGCCCUCAGGGACCCACUGGCAUAAUGGGACUCCUAGGGCCACCAGGUUUUCCUGGAGCAAUCAUCCCUGGCCAGAAAGGAAAUCGAGGCCCACCUGGCUUCAGAGGAAUCCCAGGUGAGCCCGGUCCUCCGGGACCUCCAGGGAGCCAUGUAAGAGGCAUCAAAGGAGACAAGGGAAUCAUGGGUGAGCCUGGCCCCAGGGGUCUGCCUGGAACUAUAGGAGCCGAAGGGCCACCGGGUCCACCAGGAGCACCAGGAAGCCCAGGUCUGCCAGGGCUCAGAGGUGAUCCUGGAUUCCAUGGAUUUCCAGGUGUGAAAGGGGAGAAGGGUAAUCCGGGAUUUCUGGGACCAGCUGGACCUCCAGGGCAAAUUGGGCCCAAAGGACCACCCGGUGUACGUGGAGACCCUGGCACGGUUAAGAUCAUCUCCCUUCCAGGGAGCCCAGGACCACCUGGCCGUGCUGGAGGACCAGGGAUGCAAGGAGAACCCGGGCCACCGGGGCCACCGGGAAUCCUAGGACCCUGUGGGCCAAGAGGUAAGCCAGGCAAGGAUGGAAGACCAGGAACUCCUGGGCCAAUUGGAGAAAAAGGCAACAAAGGUUGUAAAGGAGAGAAAGGACCACCUGGAUCAGAUGGACUGCCAGGCUUGAAGGGGAAACCUGGACACAUUGGACCUCCUGCAACUGGGCCAAUGAAGAGAGGCUUCGUCUUCACCAGGCACAGUCAGACGACAGCGAUUCCCUCCUGUCCAGAAGGGACAGAGCCGCUCUAUAGUGGAUUUUCUUUUCUUUUUGUACAAGGAAAUGAACAAGCCCAUGGACAAGACCUGGGAACUCUAGGCAGCUGCCUGCAGCGGUUUACCACAAUGCCAUUCUUGUUCUGUAACAUCAACGAUGUAUGUAAUUUUGCAUCUCGAAAUGAUUAUUCAUACUGGCUGUCAACACCAGCUCCGAUGCCAAUGGACAUGGCUCCAAUUACUGGCAGGGCCCUGGAGCCUUAUAUUAGCAGAUGCACUGUCUGUGAAGGUCCUACAAAUGCCAUCGCCAUUCACAGCCAAACCACCGCCAUUCCCUCCUGUCCCAAUGGCUGGAUUUCUCUCUGGAAAGGAUUUUCGUUUAUCAUGUUCACAAGUGCAGGUUCUGAGGGUGCUGGGCAAGCUCUGGCCUCCCCUGGCUCCUGCCUGGAAGAAUUCCGAGCCAGUCCAUUCAUAGAGUGCCAUGGAAGAGGAACGUGCAACUACUAUUCAAAUUCCUACAGUUUCUGGUUGGCUUCAUUAAACCCCCAAAGAAUGUUCAGAAAACCUAUUCCGUCAACUGUGAAAGCUGGGGAGUUAGAAAAAAUAAUAAGUCGCUGUCGGGUGUGCAUGAAGAGAAGACAAUGAAGAAAUCAAAAGAAAACAGAACUGUUCUUUUUCAUCCUAAAUAACCAAGUAAUGAUGCAGAAUAUGCAUUUAUUUUGGUAUUUUUCUCUAACCAAACAAUAUGGUUCCUUGAUGACUUAGUGCAAAGUUUC
Molecule: messenger RNA, 5347 nt
Organism: Lontra canadensis (Northern American river otter)
Lineage: Eukaryota; Metazoa; Chordata; Mammalia; Carnivora; Mustelidae
Gene: COL4A3
Product: collagen type IV alpha 3 chain
Exons: 52
Coding region: 207-5216 (1669 amino acids)
Cellular component (GO): basement membrane; collagen trimer
Molecular function (GO): extracellular matrix structural constituent
Source: RefSeq, a predicted model, not a curated record